AUGAUCAGCAUCCCAGAAGUGGUUGAAAGGAAACAUAUUAACAGUGUUUUGAAGCCAGAUUUCUCGACUCUGCAUCCGUGUCAUUGGAUUUCACAAAAGAAUUAUCCUUACACACAAAAGGACAAGAACAUGUUUUUGAACGGAGAAGAUGGUAAAUAUUCAUUUUGUUCCGUUUUGUGCGAUAUAUACUGGCCUAAUAACCAGCCAAUGUAUGCCUAUCCAAGAUUUGUUGCUCAGAGGCUUAUCAAAGAGCUGGAGGAUAAAUAUAAUCUACGGUUAUAUUCAGCUUUUGAACCGGAGUUUAGGGCUUUUGUAAAGGGAAGCUAUGAGUCAUCGUGUUUAGAACCAAAGUCGAACGACGUUACCCAAUUUAUUGACCUUAAAAAGCCAAUCCCUUGGACAAAUUUUAGAGACAUGUACAGAACAAGUUUACUGUCCGUUUAUGAAAACUAUUUUGCGGAUAUCGAUUACAAUAUGCAGCUAGCAGGGAUCGAUAUACAAGAUUACAGUAAUGAAGAUGGCGAAGGACAGUUAGAAUGUCCGUUAAUACCAACAUGGGGGUUGUCGGCUGCAGAUAAUUAUUUUAUAUUGAAACAGGCUGUAAAAGAAAUCGGAACUAAACAUGGGAUGGAAAUUUCGUUUAUGACUACACCAUUACUGGACUCCAGCUCUAGUGGGUGUCAUUACAACCAUUCUCUGUGGUACUCUGAUAAUAAUCGUAAUGCAUUUUACGAUGAUAAAGAUCCUGAUCGAUUAUCUACUCUAGCUCGUCACUGGAUUGGAGGCAUCUUGGAACAUUUGCCAGCUAUGUUAGCUAUUUCUUGUCCAACAGUAAACUGCUACAGAAGACUGCAUAAACAUCUUGCUCCCUCCUGUGUGAAUUGGGAUUUUCAUGAUAGGUAUGUAUCAAUUCGUGUAAAAAACUUUGAUGAGAAACAGACAUACAUAGAAAAUCGUAUACCAUCGUCCGCAUCUUGUUCUUACCAUGUGCUUGCUGCCACAAUAGCAGCUGGACUAGAUGGCUUGGAACGUCAGAUACACCCUCCACCUUCAGGUUUGAAACUAGCAAAUGGUCAAAUUGGUGUCUGUAAAGUACUUCCCAAUACAAUUCAACAGGCUCUACAUAGUCUUAUGGAUGACAAAAUACUUGUGAACAAGUUGGGAGCAGAUUUUGUUGAUUGGUAUAUUCAAGUGAAAAAGAAUGGAGAUUUGUCAUCACUUGGUCAUUUAAAUAUACAUGAUAAUACUGAAGAAACACUGGCUUAUGAAAGAUAUGAAUAUUUCAACUUUAUGUGA
This is a messenger RNA of Schistosoma mattheei, 1296 nucleotides long. Lineage: Eukaryota; Metazoa; Platyhelminthes; Trematoda; Strigeidida; Schistosomatidae. The record is from the annotation of a GenBank genome assembly.